AUGGCGAAAGGAAAAGGCUUGAAUAUUCCAUUACUUGUUUCUGGAAUCUUGGCUCUUAUUGCAGCCAUUAUGGUGAUUCUUUUACUAUGUACACCAGUAAUAGUGGAUUUUGACCAUCGUGAUAAUGAGCUUGACUAUAUUGGCCUUAUUUCAAGCUGUGACGAAGACGGCUGCAGAUGGACAUGCUAUCGUGCAUCUCCUCGUAACGGUGCCUGCAACAAUCUCAUGUUGGCCAAGUCGUUUAGCGCAGUCAGUGUUGCCUUUAUCUUGCUGUUUUUGAUAGCGAUGUCUGCUAUGCAAUUUAGCGGUCGUCUUCCUAGCAAGGUGCUCAAGUCGGUCGGAGGUGGUAUUUUAUUUCUCGGUGUUUUAACUGCUAUUGCGAUAGUUAUCACUAUUAUUUUUAUUUCCCAAUCCCUCCGCAUUUCAAUCGAGCGUGCCAGCUACUCUCAUUCUAUCCAGCCUGGUGCAGGAUUCUACACUGCGAUCGUUGGCUUAGUCUGCUUGCUUGUUUCCAUGGGUGUUGCUGGUUCUGGCUUCUAUGGUUCACGCACUAAAAAGGAAUGUGCAAAUGUUCCAGCGACUUCAACGUAG
Molecule: messenger RNA, 591 nt
Organism: Batrachochytrium dendrobatidis JAM81
Lineage: Eukaryota; Fungi; Chytridiomycota; Chytridiomycetes; Rhizophydiales
Exons: 4
Coding region: 1-591 (196 amino acids)
Source: RefSeq, a predicted model, not a curated record